AUGGCCACGCAUUCCACACUGAUCAAACCCCCUAAAUCUCUCCCUCACCACUCCCCUAUCGAGAAUGUCCUAUCCCUGCUCCCUCUUGUCGACAUAGGACCAGACAUCUACACCAAUGCUCGGCCCCUAUGGCAUCCUCCCGGAGCCAGAGGCAUCUAUGGCGGCGCUGCCAUCGCCCAAUGUCUGGCCGCCGCACAAGCCACGAUCCCCAAGGACUUCACGGUGCACAGCAUGCACUGCUAUUUCGUCCUGGCUGGAAACUCCGAGAUUCCAAUAUUAUACCACGUCGAGAGGGUCCGCGACGGAAAGAGUUUCAUUACCCGAACGGUGCAAGCCCGCCAGAGAGGAAAAUGUAUCUUCACCACGACCUUGUCGUUCAUGAAAGAAAACUCCGGUGGAAAGCAGACGGUGCAGCACGCUGCGAGGAUGCCUACUGACAUCCCUCCCCCACCGGCCCUCGACCCCAAUCAGGAUUUCUUCCCCUCCAAAGCCGGCUCGACGAUAGAUGAUCGACCCUUCGAAAGCGUCCGUGUCCCACCAACAAGGCACAAGGAGCCUUCCGAGCGGAAACUCCGCCAAUGGCUUCGUGCCCGAGGCCGCAUCAGCGAUUGUCCGCCAGAGGUGCGGGAACAGGAGAUCAGUGAGGGCGAGCGCGCCAACAAGCCCGGCGACAACCACCAAGCCCACCUAUCUGCCCUCGCAUACAUGUCCGACAGCUACUUCAUCGGCACGGUUGCCCGCGUCCACAAUCUGAUUCGAUUCGCCAGCCGCAAGAAUAUCGAGGCCCUGCUGCGCAACUUCGACGGCGACGAGCAAGAGCGGCGGCAGAUGCAAGAAUAUCUCGAGACGAUUGCGCGGGACGAGGAAGAGGAGAACAAGGAAUUUGGACACGCUGCUGGCCAGGCGCCUGAUUCCCGCGCCAUCGGCAUGAUGGUCAGUCUUGACCACGCCAUCUUCUUCCACAAUCCCCGUGCGUUCCGCGCCGAUGAGUGGAUGUUGACUGAGAUGGAGAGUCCGUGGGCUGGCGACGGGAGAGGUCUGGUUCAUCAGCGCAUCUGGAGUAAAGAUGGGACCCUCAUCGCCACCUGUGUUCAGGAGGGGUGCGUACGGUUACAGCAGAAGAAGGAGAGUAAGAUAUGA
Molecule: messenger RNA, 1140 nt
Organism: Exophiala bonariae
Lineage: Eukaryota; Fungi; Ascomycota; Eurotiomycetes; Chaetothyriales; Herpotrichiellaceae
Exons: 1
Coding region: 1-1140 (379 amino acids)
Biological process (GO): acyl-CoA metabolic process; fatty acid catabolic process
Cellular component (GO): peroxisomal matrix
Molecular function (GO): fatty acyl-CoA hydrolase activity
Source: RefSeq, a predicted model, not a curated record